AUGGGAUUUUGGCGGGCCACUGGACGGAAUUUGGGGCUGGCAGUCUGGCCGGCUUUUUGGGUUGGAGAAUUAGGCAAAAUGUUAAAAAAAGAAAUCAAAGUGGGUGUUUCUGGCCAAGAUUUAGAUAAAUUGGCCCAAAAAUUAAUGAAAGAACAAGAAGUUCAGUCAUCCAGCCUCGGUUAUAAGGGCUUUUCUGCGUCCAUUUGUGUGGCUAUUAACCACGAAUUGACCCACGGCAUACCGGAUGAACGAGUUUUUCAAGAGGGUGAUUUGGUCUCAAUAGACGUAGCCUGUCAUUAUCAAGGAUAUCAUGCCGAUGCGGCUCUGACGACCAUCGUCGGGACCGGGGAUGAAAUCAAAAAAAAUCUCCUCAAUACCACUAAAAAUAGUUUAUAUUACGUUAUUCAAAAUAUCCAACCAGGACUUACUACUACUCAAGAUAUUGGUGCUAUGCUAGAAAAAUACAUCCGAACCCGUGGUUAUUAUCCCAUUAAAGAAUAUGGUGGGCACGGUAUUGGGGAAAAACUUCACCAGGAGCCAUUUAUUCCUAAUUAUAAAACCUCUAGCAAAGGAGAAAUCAUUAAAGAAGGAAUGUUUAUUUGUAUUGAACCUCUGGUGCAGAUUGGCGAUGCCGAAGUAGAGGUUGCUCCAAAUAAAUGGACGGUUUUUUCCAAAAAUGGUCAUUUGAACGCUCAUUUUGAACACACUGUGUAUAUUGGUCCUGCUGGGGUCGAGAUCAUAACUAAUUAUGAAGAAUAG
This is a messenger RNA of Racocetra persica, 759 nucleotides long. Lineage: Eukaryota; Fungi; Glomeromycota; Glomeromycetes; Diversisporales; Gigasporaceae. The record is from the annotation of a GenBank genome assembly.